Molecule: messenger RNA, 2138 nt
Organism: Danaus plexippus (monarch butterfly)
Lineage: Eukaryota; Metazoa; Arthropoda; Insecta; Lepidoptera; Nymphalidae
Exons: 2
Coding region: 101-1717 (538 amino acids)
Source: RefSeq, a predicted model, not a curated record
UCGGCACCGCUAUAUAUGUUAGCGGUGAUGAGCGAGCCAGUCAUACGUGCCAGCGCUCGCGUGGCGUAUAGUGAGUUAAGUUAGUGCGACACCUCGCGAAAUGAGGCUGUCACUGCACAUUGCGGUGGUGCUAUUGUCGGUUUACCAGACAUGUAAGGCAGCAAUUCCGAAUCCUAGCCAGAGUUAUGCGGUUUUUGGAUCACCUAUUAAUGCUGACCUAAAUGAAGAUGGUUAUUUCUACCCGAAACCAAAAAUACCUUUUCCGCCACCACCUCCGCCACCGCCAGUAACUCGACCACCGCCACCGCCGGUAACUCGGCCUCCGCCACCGCCGGUAACUCGGCCUCCGCCACCGCCGGUAACUCGGCCACCGCCACCGCCGGUAACUCGGCCACCGCCACCGCCGGUAACUCGGCCUCCGCCACCGCCGGUAACACGGCCACCGCCACCGCCGGUAACUCGGCCACCGCCACCGCCAGUAACUCGGCCACCGCCACCUCCAGUAACUUCGGAUGAUGGUUAUUUCUAUGACAGACCUAAAAUUCCAUUCCCACCACCCCCACCCCCAACUCCUAAAAGGCCUCCUCCUCCUCCACGAACUCCACCACCACCUCCAUCAACACUUCCACCACCUCCGAGAACACCGUCACCUCCCCCAAGGACACCACCACCAAGGACUCCACCACCAAGGACUAAUCCUCCUCCAACGCUUAGUACAGGAUAUUACUAUAGUACUCCUCGGAUACCGUUUCCUCCACCAACACGACCUACCAGACCCCCGCCAACAAGGAUUCCAACGACAUCACCCCCACCUUCUACUUAUUUACCUCCUUCAACCACAAGAAGACCGCCACCAAGCAGGCCCUCUACGUACUUACCUCCAUCAACGAGGCCACAACCCUCAACAAGGCUUCCACCUCCUCCUUCUCCGACAACCAGGAGACCACCGCCACCACCACCACCAGCAUCAACAACCAGAAGACCGCCCCCACCACCACCACCACCACCAACAACAAGGAGGCCUCCUCCACAACCAACGACCAGACAACCUACUUACUCUACGAUAUCAGAUAUUACUAGAACUACAGGCUAUGAUUAUCCGAAACCAAAUGUGACUUUCACAUUCCCUACAAGAUCACCAACGACAUAUUUGCCUCCAACCACAAGGCCUAUAGUUACAUAUCUUCCUCCUUCAACAACGAGGAGACCGAGACCACCUACCAGUUCCUCACCGCCACCUACCAGACCUACUUUCUCAACAUACCUACCACCUUCAUCCACACAGAAACCAUCCCCCCCACCCACUAGACCCACUUUCCCAACCUACUUACCACCUUCUACAACUCUAAGACCCUCACCACCACCAACAACAAGACCAACGCUGCCACCAACAACACGACCGACGCUGCCACCUACAACGAGGCCAAGUCCACCACCAACUCCAAGACCAACUCGACCACCAACCACAAGGCCAAGUCCACCACCGAGUUACUCAACAUUGUUGCCGGAAUUUAAAACCACGGGAUAUGAUUACCCAAAACCAAGUGUAACGUUUACGAUACCAACCUCAGCCAGGCCUACUCUUCCUCCACGACCAUCAACUUAUCUUCCACCAAGGCCAACACAGCCACCGACGACCCGGAGACCUACACGACCACCAUUUGUACCUGACCAAGGAUACUUCUACGAUAAACCUUUAGUACCUUUUGUGUUCUAAUCUAGUUUAAAAAUUUUACUAAGAUGCCAUAAUUACUUUAAUUGUGAUACCAAACUGAGAGUCUAGACAAUUAGGAUCUUUUUUUGUGAAUUAAGUCGUGACUUUUUUUUUUGGAUGAAGAUAGAUAUUUAUAUGAUAUAAAUGUAAAGUUAUUUAAAAUUUUUAAGACAGUUUGAAUUUAAAUAAAUGAGGUUUUAAGCGAUCAUUAUAUAAUAUAACUUAUAUUUUAUGUGAUAUUGCUAAUGACUAAAACAUAGAUGUAUCCUGCUUAUAUGUAAUACAUAAUUGUGUCAUAUUUAUACGAAUUAUAUAUAUAAAUGAUUAAUACUCAAAAAUCUUGAAUAUGGAAUCGACACUGCCUUAACUAAUUCUAUUUUAAGAUUAAAAAGAUAUUUUUUUUAAUAAAAAAUUAUAAUAUUUU